AGUCAUCUCAUUAUUCACAGUGACAUGUAACGCCGGAAAAAUAACAGCUGUAACGUUCUUGUCUUUCUUUCUUUCUUUUUAAUAAUAGGACUAGACAAGACACACCCAGGUUAUAAUUUUAGGAUCUUUUUGGAAAGGCUGUAGCAGGACCUUCCACCCACGUGCUAAAGUAGGCUACAAAGAGUUCAGGCCUUUAGGUUGUCUGACACUGUUUGGAGAGGCCUCAGUUAUCUGUCACUGUGUUUGCUUUGAAAUGGAGACUCAUAUCGAGAGGGACUCUCAUGGGACUCACUUACUUGCUCCUCCUACUCUUCUAAAUCCUUACCCAGCACUUCUGUAAAUCAAUCUGAACUGUACAGUGAGAGGGGUCAGACCGCCAGAGAACCUUAAGCAAGAUGGAGGAAUCCACCGGCAGAUUAACCAAGAAAAAAGUUGUAGUGGUGGGUGGAGGGUUGGUUGGGGCACUGAAUGCCUGCUUCUUUGCCAAAAGAGGCUUCGAUGUGGAAGUCUUUGAAACUCGGGAAGAUAUCCGGCAAGCCAAAGUCGUGAAGGGAAGAAGCAUCAACCUGGCUUUGUCUCACAGGGGCCGGCAAGCAUUGAAGCAUGUUGGGAUGGAGGAGAAGAUUGUCUCCAAGGGGAUCCCCAUGCAUGCAAGAAUGAUCCAUGCCCUAAGUGGGAAACAGUCUCCGAUCCCUUAUGGAAAGAAAGGCCAGUUCAUCCUGUCAGUAGACCGAGCCAAUCUGAACAAAGAGCUGCUAACAGGUAAGAACAUUAAUAGUUUCUUUCUAUUGCAGUGUUAUCACUGCACACAAUUUUGUCGGGACUUUCUGACUGACAAGACAUUUACCUGUACCCUUUUCAUGCCCUUUGACGAGUUUGAGAAGAUCAACACAGGAGAUGAAGUCAUUGAGUUUUUCCAGAAAUAUUUCCCUGACACCAUACCACUAAUUGGAGUUGAUGCUCUCAAGACGGAUUAUUUCCGAUUGCCUGGGCAGGCCAUGGUGUCUGUUAAGUGCUCCCCAUAUCACAUUGGAGACAAAUGUGUCCUCAUGGGCGAUGCUGCCCACGCAGUGGUGCCUUUCUACGGGCAGGGGAUGAAUGCUGGUUUUGAGGACUGCAUUGUCUUUAAUGAAAUAAUGGAUCAGCUCAAUGAGGAUUUCAGUGCUGUACUGGCUGAGUAUACCAGAGUGCGAGUUCCAGACGAUCACGCGAUUGCAGACCUGGCCAUGUACAACUACGUUGAAAUGCGAGCCCAUGUCAACAGCAAAUGGUUCCUUUUCAGAAAACAUGUUGAUAACUUCCUCCACUUCCUCCUGCCACAUACAAUAAUUCCACUUUACACAAUGGUCACUUUCACUAGGACAAGGUACCAUGAAGCCGUGGACCGCUGGCAUUGGCAAGACAAAGUGAUAAACCGUGGCCUGCUGGUCAGUGCUACAGGAGCUGUUUUGGGAGGUUCCUACCUGCUUAUUAAAAAUCCUCCUGAUAUCAACAAGCUCAUCAUUCCUGCUGGGAAAAUGUGGGACAGGCUCGUUGCCCUGUUGACCUCCUGAGCACUGAUUCUGAUCUGACAGACAACUGCAGGAUCCACAUUUUAAUCAGAGUUUGAUGGAAUUGUCUAAUAACCAAUGAAGGCUCUGCCUGCCUGGCAAAUGAAUGCCAGUUAAUAAUGACUGUCCUAACCUAAGUAAUACUAGUCAUAAUGAUUCAUAAUAAGAUUUUAUAACAUUUAAUCGCUGUUAACCUGAUAAUGGUUUGACUGGAGGAGCUCAGAUUGUUUGAUUAUUUCCAUGACAGAAUGUCAGUAUUAAACUCACAGACAGGGGACAAGGUACAUGCUGUAUGAGUUUAUAUAAAUGCUUUUACAUGAAUUGCUAAUAAAUGUUGCCUCCGCUCA
This is a messenger RNA of Cottoperca gobio, 1897 nucleotides long. It is a transcript of the gene kmo, whose product is annotated as kynurenine 3-monooxygenase. Gene Ontology annotation, cellular component: mitochondrial outer membrane. Gene Ontology annotation, molecular function: kynurenine 3-monooxygenase activity; FAD binding. The record is from RefSeq and is a predicted model, not a curated record. Bases 396 to 1553 code for a protein of 385 amino acids. The transcript is spliced from 13 exons. NCBI's taxonomy places the organism in Eukaryota, Metazoa, Chordata, Actinopteri, Perciformes, Bovichtidae.